AUGUUGCCGUCGGUGAAAACUUUGACUUAUGAGUCUUUGAACAACAUUGCAAGGUUCAUAAAUGGAGUUUCUGCACUUCUCUUGACUCUUAUUCCCGGAAAGGCCAAUGUUCUUGAAGGCCUCCAUGGAUGGGAACUAAGGCCUACAUUACGUGGACCUCGCUUACCUCGCUGGAUGCAUAAUGGAGUCUCUUCUUUCAACCAAUUCAUCCACGAGCUCUCUGUGGAUUCUGACACCUCGAGCUUGGAUUAUUCCUCUGGUGAAGAUGAUAGUGAUGGCAUGUCGACGCCUCCAUCACCGCUCUCUCAAAGCUCACUCCGGUCUUGGGCUGUUCUUCCUGCAAACUACGAAAGCCACUGGACAGACUGGAUAACGUCCAUAGUCUGGUGGGUUUUGCUACCGGCCCGGAUCCUUCUAUGGGUGCCGUUUUAUCUCUUUGGUAGACGAAACUCAAGAGUGUCGACGCUGAGCCCAGGAAGGUACAGACAUUCUUCAAGACCUUACUUUAGCAAAGCUAGGCCAGGGAAAGAGCAUGAUGUCCCUAACCGAACCACUGAUAGAAGACGUGGAGUCAUUGAGGAUCUUCAGCUUGGUAUCGAGAUCUUUAUAGAAGCAGUAUUUGAUUUUUUCCACAAGGUUGCACAUCUUCUUCUUUCUCCAUCAGAGGCUUUUGGGAUAAUGCUGUCAUUGUUGUCUUCCUCCGAUCACAGCCACGGCUCUAAAGGAAACUACGAUGACGUUUCGGAUGAUGAAACCGUUCAGACCGCCACUCUUGGAUGUAACGAUGCAUCACCUACGGAAAGAACCACAAUGACGAGCUUAUACAAUACAGAUACUCGAACUUGUCAAGAUGUCAUAACAGAGCUUGGGUAUCCAUAUGAAGCUAUUCGUGUUGUUACAUCUGAUGGAUAUGGUCUUCUCUUGGAAAGGAUACCAAGACGAGAUGCGAGGAAAGCUGUCUUCUUGCAGCAUGGUGUUUUGGAUUCUUCAAUGGGAUGGGUAUCAAAUGGGGUUGUUGGAUCUCCGGCUUUUGCUGCUUAUGAUCAAGGCUACGAUGUUUACUUAGGGAACUUCCGCGGUUUAGUUUCAAGAGAUCAUGUGAACAAAAACAUUUCCUCAAGAGAAUCCUCAAAACCAAAAUGCAGUUUCUGGAGUUACUCCAUCAAUGAGCAUGCAAGAGAGGAUAUCCCUGCAAUGAUUGAGAAGGUUCACGAAAUCAAAACGGCGGAGCUCAAACUGUACCAGCCUAACAUCGAAGAGGCAGUAAACGAGGAGCAGCCUUACAAGCUCUGCGUUCUCUCUCACAGCCUAGGCGGUGCUGCGGUUCUCAUGUAUGUUGUCACCCGCAAAAUCGAAGAGAAACCGCACAGGCUCUCUAGGCUGAUCCUGCUCUCGCCUGCCGGGUUUCACGAAGACUCCAACUUGUUCUUCACGCUAAUAGAGCACACGUUCCUUCUCUUUGGUCCGGUGCUAUCCCGGAUUGUUCCCGCUUUCUACAUCCCCACUAGGUUCUUCCGGAUGCUUGUCAACAAGCUAGCUCGAGAUUUCCACAACUAUCCUGCCGUUGGUGGAUUGGUCCAGACACUGAUGAGUUAUGUAGUUGGUGGAGAUAGCUCGAACUGGCUCGGAGUCAUGGGUCUGCCUCACUAUAACAUGAACGAUAUGCCUGGUGUGUCCUUCCGCGUGGCUCUGCAUCUUGCUCAGAUUAAACGCUGCCGUAAAUUUAGAAUGUUUGACUAUGGUAGCGUUCAAGCGAAUAUGGAGGUUUACGGGUCUCCUGAGCCGCUUGAUCUUGGAGAGUUUUACGGUUUGAUCGAUGUCCCUGUGGACUUAGUAGCCGGAAAGAAAGAUACAGUCAUUAGACCAUCAAUGGUUAGGAAACAUUACAGGGUGAUGAGAGAUGCAGGGCCUGUUGAUGUUUCUUACAGAGAGUUUGAGUAUGCUCAUUUGGAUUUUACCUUCUCUCACCGAGAAGAGCUUUUGGCUUAUGUUAUGUCUCGGUUGCUGUUAGUGGAGCCGACACAGACUCGGCCGGUUUUUAAGAAGGGGAUGAAGCUGAAGAAGAAAAUGGAAACAGCCAAAUCUCAACUAUGA
Molecule: messenger RNA, 2094 nt
Organism: Thlaspi arvense
Lineage: Eukaryota; Viridiplantae; Streptophyta; Magnoliopsida; Brassicales; Brassicaceae
Source: the annotation of a GenBank genome assembly